AUGCAAAUCAGAAGGUCAGUUUACCUGUGGAACCUGAUUAUCCGGGAUUCUACCAACGCUGGUCAUUUCUGUCAAACUCUAAACCACUAUUCUUCUAUGCUACGAACAGGACUUCAUGGCAAUGACUUCACUUUCCCUUUGGUCUUCAAAGCCUGCUCUAGCAUUGACUCCAUACGUGACGCGACAAAGGUCCAUUCCCAUACCCUCCUUCUGGGAUUUCAAGCCUAUGUCUUUGUGCAGACUGCUCUCCUUGACAUGUAUUCCAAAUGCCAUGACCUGCCCUCUUCAAGAAAAGUGUUCGAUGAAAUGCCAACGAGAACUGUUGUCUCUUGGAACUCCAUCAUUUCUGCUUAUUGCCGUUCUUUUUUGUUCCACGAAGCCGUUUUACUGCUUCAUGAAAUGCGGCUUCUUGGUUUGGAACUAAGUUCCACCACAUUUCUGAGCUUUCUUUCCACCACCUCUAUUCUUCUUCGACAAGGCUUGUCUAUUCACUGUUGCGUAUUUAAACUUGGACUCUUAAAUACCUAUGAUGACAUACCCCUAACCAAUGCUGUGAUCAGCAUGUAUAUCAAAUAUGGUCAAGUCCGUGAAGCACAUGCCGUUCUUGAUUCGAUGCAUGAGAAAUCAGUCGUUACUUGGACAAUAGUUAUCGGUGGCUACGUAGAUUCAGGGAAUGUAGUCGAAGCCUUCAGUAUGUUCAAUAAAAUGAGAACAGUUAGUUCCAUCAGCCCUGACUUGGUAGUGUUUAUAAGCCUCAUUAAAGGUUGUGCACAACAACGGAAUUUGUUGGCAGCUUCGUCACUUCAUUCUCUCAUAGUAAAAUGUGGAUGUGAGAAUAAAGAUCCUCUAGAUAACUUGCUACUCAGCAUGUACGCAAAAUGUGGAGACCUCAUCUCAGCUAGAAAAGUGUUCGAUAUGGCACAUGAGAAAAAUGUGUUCUUGUGGACAUCUAUCAUAGGUGGGUACACACACAUGGGUUAUCCUGCUGAAGCUUUGGUUCUUUUUAAGAAGCUGUUGAAGACAGCUAUUAAACCGAAUGGAGCAACUCUGGCUACUAUCCUGUCAGCUUGUGCUGACUUGGGGUCAUUGGACAUGGGCAAAGAGAUUGAAGAGUACAUCUUAGCAAAUGGGUUUCAUUCUGAUAGGCAAGUACAGACCUCUUUGAUACACAUGUUCUCCAAGUGCGGAAGUAUAGACAAGGCUAUGUCUGCGUUUGAGAGGGUAUCGGAUAAGGAUUUAGCUGUUUGGAGUUCCAUGAUAAAUGGUUGUGCCAUUCACGGGAUGGGAGAAGAGGCUUUCGGUCUCUUUCACAAGAUGCAAGAAAUACAAGGAAUAAAGCCGGAUGCUGUUGUUUAUACAAGCAUAUUGUUGGCUUGCAGCCAUUCUGGAUUGGUUGAAGAUGGUCUCAAGUUUUUUAAAAGUAUGCAGAAGGAUUUUGGAAUAGUACCUAGUGUAGAACAUUAUAUGUGCUUGGUUGAUCUUCUUGGCAGAGCUGGCCAGCUUGAAUUGGCUUUGAGAACCAUUAGAGUGAUGCCUGUCAAACUAAAAGCUCAAGUUUGGGCUCCAUUUCUUAGUGCUUGCAGGAAACAUUGCAAUCUUGAGAUGGGGGAGCUUGCAGCUAGAAAGCUGUUAGAUUUGGAUCCUGGAAGCCGUGGUAAUUAUGUAUUACUGGCUAAUUUAUAUACGUCCAUGGGCAAGUGGAAGGAGGCUGCCGCAACAAGGAGCUUGAUGAAUGACAGAGGGUUGGUUAAAGUACCUGGUUGGAGCCAGGUUGAGAUCGAUGGUUCUGUCCAUGUUUUCAUUGCUGGAGAUCGGAAGCAUGCUCAGUCAGUUGAUAUCUACAAAAAGCUAGAGGAAAUAAAUUUAAAACUUGCAGAAGCUGGAUAUGUUCCGGAAACAGAUACUGUGAUUCACGACUUAGAAAGGGAAGAGAAGGAGGAAGUAUUGAAAGUUCAUAGUGAGAGAUUGGCUGUUGCAUUUGGUCUCAUCAGUACCGAGGCAGGAUCAACUCUGAGGAUCAUAAAGAACGUACGCAGUUGUUAUGAUUGCCAUUCUGCUUUGAAAUUUAUCUCAAAGAUUACAGGUAGGCAUCUUAUUGUGAGAGAUGGUUCCCGCUUCCACCAUUUUGAGUCUGGUACAUGCUCGUGCAAGGAUUUCUGGUGA
Molecule: messenger RNA, 2163 nt
Organism: Dovyalis caffra
Lineage: Eukaryota; Viridiplantae; Streptophyta; Magnoliopsida; Malpighiales; Salicaceae
Source: the annotation of a GenBank genome assembly